GAACUUGCGUCCCUCACAGUCUAUCGAUCGUCCUGUCCGUGAAAGUGCAGCAUCGUGUCGUCACUAGUCUGGAUUCUCUACUCUAGAGUAGACGACCUUAUUUUAUUCGCGCCUGAGAGACACUGCCGACACGUUGCGAAUAAUCGAUCUAGAUUAGAGGAAAUUCGUUGACGUUCGACUGUCUUCGUGUGUUGCGUACAGGCUAGUCCGCAAGGGACAGUUUAGUAGAGAAGCGUGAAUAGUGUUGCAUCUUGGUACCCAUUCAGCUCGAUGAGACACACACGCGGGCGACGACGAAUGCCCACACAAUCAUUCCUCUGGUGGUAGACGUACGUGUAUGCCAUGACGACGUCGCAAGAGAACGGUACUGAUGUCGGUCUCGUGAGUGGUAAGCCCAACGACAAAGCCGCAGCUCGGAACGAUUGCCGACGCCAGCGAGCGCGGGGCAUGUUGGCCUUCUUGCACCCCAAGGUUUGGUAUUUCCCCUACGACGCCGUCAAGGUUCACAAAGAGAUGGCGCCGAACACGACAGUCCGACAACGCAAACGACAUCGGCGAGAACAACAACAACAAUAUAUACCAGAGAGCACGGCUAUAAGAAUACCUUUAGCGGAAUUGAUCGACACCACGACACAACUCGUGGUGCUCUGUUUUUUGGACGAUUCGCAGAGUUUUUCGAUCCGCAUCCGGAAUCGCUUGGUGGAACUCGCGGCCAACUACCCCUCCGAGAUACUGGUGGUUGGCGUGGGUUCCGUUGACUGUUCCGACGAUCGCGAGCUUGCUUCCUCCGGGACGCAUUGGAAUGCCACUUUCUGGAACCACACGGGAUUGGUAUUGACGUCCCGCACAGCCGCAUUGCGGGCCGUCCUACCGACCGUGCAAUCCCGAACUCCUGCGUUGGUGCUUUUGCAGGCGCCAAGCGGUCAACGCGUGGCCGGGGCGAGUGCGUACGAAGAGUUGGCCUUGGAGGGGAACGCCUCGGUGCACGAAACGGCGUUACGGUGGUUGGCGGGGGAGUCGGCCUUGUCGAAAACGCAGCAAGUCGCCGCCGCUGCUGGGCUCGUUCCCGCGUGUGCUCUAUUGUAA
Molecule: messenger RNA, 1086 nt
Organism: Phaeodactylum tricornutum CCAP 1055/1
Lineage: Eukaryota; Bacillariophyta; Bacillariophyceae; Surirellales; Neidiaceae
Exons: 1
Coding region: 343-1086 (247 amino acids)
Source: RefSeq, a predicted model, not a curated record